CGUCACUUGUGCAGCUGAGGGCUGCAGAGCGGAGGGGUGGGGUGGUGAGAUGAUGCAGUAGGCAGAGCAAAACAGCGAGAGACAGCUAAAGAGAAACGUUCUCACAGAGAGGACAGAGGGAAAAUAAUCAUGUCAGCCUCGUGGAUGCAACUCUUUUUUCAGAUCUUCCUGCUUCUCGUCUCCUGCAGACACAUCAAUACAAAGACACCUGGCCCAACACCUACGCCAUUAGCUCCCGUUAGUCCUCUGACAACAGAAGUGAGAAGUGCUGUCUUCAAAGGUGAAAGUCAAACAGAGAAAAUCGAACUGACUAACCCUGUCAGUCUAACACUCGAGUGCACCUGGGCUGGUAAUCUGAACAAACCGCCAAACAUAACUGGUUACUGGAAUAAAGAUGGGGAUGAAAUCGAGAACAGCCAUGUCACAGUGCAGGUGGAGAAUGGGCAGUAUAAUCUCAAACGAGAAUUCAGGAUUGUCAAUAAAGAAAACCUGGGAAACUACUCAUGCAUGUUUGGAAAUGAAGCACAAAUAGAUUUCAUUUUGACAGCUCCACAGAUUGGAGAGGUGCGAGACAAGCCAGUAGUCAGCUAUACAGGGGAUUUUACGGUGAUUUUAUGUAAAAUGGAGGAAACCAAACCAAAGCCCCUCAACUGGAACUGGUACAGAGGAAAUAAUACAGAGAAACAGAUUUCCAUUAAUGCACAGCCUGAACGGUAUGAAAUCAAAAACGAAGGGUGGACGACCAAGCUGAAAAUCUACAACUUGUCUGAUGCUGACUCCGGAUUGUAUUACUGUGAAGCAGCGUAUGCCAUUAGCACCACGAUGAGCCCUGUGAAGCUGAAGGUCAUCACCUUCUGGGAGCCUCUGAAGCCUUUCAUAGCCAUCCUGAUUGAAGUGAUCGUCCUGGUCGCCGCCAUCCUGCUCUACGAGAGAAGUCAGUCCAAGAAAAACAGCGUAGCAGAAACUGGGACAAAUGCUGAUCACACGAACACACUGACACAGGGAGAAAAUAGUGGAUCAGAGGGAAGUUCUUCAAUGAGACAGCGUAAAGUUUAAAGACCGGAAAGGCUGCAGUCCUGCAGAUUCAAGCUUCUUUAGAGCUGUUUUGCUUAUUUUCAAAUGUGAAUGUUAGAGCUUACUGAAGCAAUAUUGAGCCAGUUAUUUUGUGAAUAUCACCUCUGUUAUGAUCAAAAUGAAACCAAAUGAAAUGCAAUAACCACCACUUUAUAGCCGUUCCUCUGAUUUGUACAUAGUUUCUACUCAGUUUCAUCGGAAACUUUUUAUUUUGAAUGAACAGUAUCACGACAGUUGAGAGACCAAAGCAUUUAUAGCUGCUCUGUGUGUUCAACCCUUCAUACCCUCACUUCCUGUGGAGAAACCGAAAUCCUGUUGACUUUGUACCUUAUUCUCCCUUUACCACUUCUCUGUGAGGGAGGAAGUGCACUCUCUUUGCUUUUACAGCAACCUCAAUUUACCUUCACUUCUGUUAUUUAUGCUUUUUGGUCUGUGAGCAGUGCCUUACACUCUCAAAAAACAACU
Messenger RNA from Toxotes jaculatrix (banded archerfish), 1539 nucleotides. RefSeq names its product embigin (gene emb). Gene Ontology annotation, cellular component: cell-cell junction. The record is from RefSeq and is a predicted model, not a curated record. NCBI's taxonomy places the organism in Eukaryota, Metazoa, Chordata, Actinopteri, Toxotidae. The transcript has 9 exons. Gene Ontology annotation, biological process: cell-cell adhesion. Gene Ontology annotation, molecular function: cell adhesion molecule binding. Bases 130 to 1056 code for a protein of 308 amino acids.